This is a messenger RNA of Onthophagus taurus, 843 nucleotides long. The record is from RefSeq and is a predicted model, not a curated record. NCBI's taxonomy places the organism in Eukaryota, Metazoa, Arthropoda, Insecta, Coleoptera, Scarabaeidae.
AGUAUCGCUUAUUAUUCCCCGGCUGUAAUCGUUUGGUGUUUUGUAACGAUACGUGCGACCGUCACGAGAAUCAUUUACGACGAUUAUAAGCGAUGGCAAACCCCGUUCGUGCCAUUUUCGUUAUUCGAAUUAAAGAAAAGUCCCGAUUUCGAGUUGAUUUGUAUCUUUCAACUGUAUUGUUUGACGAUUUUCGCAUCGAUAAUCGCAUCGAUCGAUCUCUUAAUCGUCGGAUUUAUCGUACAUAUUAAAACGCAACUGGAAAUGUUAAGAAAUUCAAUACAACGAAUUAUUUUUGAUGCGGCUACAUCAGCUAAAAAUGAUGGUUAUUCCGUAGAUUUCGACGACCCAUCAACGAUUCCUAAAGACCAUCUUGAUAUGGUGUUAAAAAAAAUCGUAAUUUAUCAUCAUGCAAUAAUCAAUUUGGCAUACGAAUUUGAAGAACAAUUUAAUCUUCUUAUUUUGACUGUUUUUUUGGCGAACACGCCGAUUUUGUGCUUUUCAAUGUACCACGCUUCGUUAUAUCCGAUAACCAACGAACAGUCCAUACAAGAUUUCAUGUUUAUGUCUGCGAUAACCACGCAAGUUUUCCUUUAUUGUUAUUGGGGUAACGAGUUGGCGUUGGAAAGUCAAAAGGUUGCUUCUACGUGCUACGAAAUUAAUUUCGUAGGGGCGCAUAUUUCCUUUCAGAAAUCGUUGGUUAUAAUUAUACAGAGAAGUCAAAAACCUAUUGAAAUAACAGCCGGAAAGUUUACAAGAUUAACUUUGAUGACGUUUGUGGGGAUGUUACGACUUUCUUAUUCGUAUUACAUGGUUUUAAGAACAAGUAGUGAUCUUACAGAUUAA